Misgurnus anguillicaudatus (oriental weatherfish) is the source of this 872-nucleotide messenger RNA. RefSeq names its product claudin 1 (gene cldn1). NCBI's taxonomy places the organism in Eukaryota, Metazoa, Chordata, Actinopteri, Cypriniformes, Cobitidae. Gene Ontology annotation, cellular component: membrane; bicellular tight junction. Gene Ontology annotation, molecular function: structural molecule activity. The record is from RefSeq and is a predicted model, not a curated record.
GCAUCAGUAAGAUGCUCCCCCUCAUUCAUACGCCAGCUGCCUUCUGAGCAGCACCACAUCUGAUCUGAUCUCAUACAUCUGAUUCUUCUGUCGCUCAAACCACUAAACAAAUGGCUAACGCGGGUCUCCAACUUCUCGGCUACACUUUGGCUUUUUUUGGACUUGUUGGUCUAAUCGCUUCUACAGCCAUGUCUGAGUGGAAGAUGUCUUCGUACGCCGGUGAUAACAUCAUUACAGCUCAAGCCAUGUAUGAAGGUCUCUGGCAGUCAUGUGUGACCCAGAGCACUGGACAGAUGCAAUGUAAAGUCUAUGAUUCCUUAUUACAGCUGCCAGGUGAAGUUCAGGGGGCUCGAGGUCUCAUGAUCACAUCCAUCGUUCUGUCGUCCGUGGCUCUGUUGGUCGCUGCUGUGGGUAUGAAGUGCACAACCUGCUUGGCAGAUGACAAGCAACAAAAAAACAAAGUCGCCCUAGCCGGAGGCAUCCUUUUCAUCAUUGCAGGUGUUCUAGCUCUCGUUGCCACAAGCUGGUAUGGAGAAAACAUACGACGCAAGUUCUUUGACCCGUUUACUCCCACCAAUUCAAGGUAUGAGUUUGGUAAAGCUCUUUAUGUGGGUUGGGGAGCUUCAGCUCUUACUCUCAUCGGUGGCAGUAUGCUGUGCUGUAACUGUGGAAGCAAAGCCGCUGGUAAAUCGUACCCGGCUCCCCGCGCGACAGCACCGCCAGGAAAAGAUCGUGUCUGAAGUUUCAAACAAUCACACUGCUUUUGAAAACAACAAACAUAGCAUGUUUGUCUGCACCCUUCAUCUUAAUGUGUAUGUCAUGUCAUAAUUCUUGAUUUUGAAAUCUUUUAUAAUAAAAUGUGAUCAAAGUUU